Cetraspora pellucida is the source of this 333-nucleotide messenger RNA. The record is from the annotation of a GenBank genome assembly. NCBI's taxonomy places the organism in Eukaryota, Fungi, Glomeromycota, Glomeromycetes, Diversisporales, Gigasporaceae.
AUGCUAAACAAUGUAUCAGACGAUAAAAUUCAAGAAGCUUGGCGUGUAGUUAGACUUAUGGAAGACACUUUCAAUAAUAUUUUACCAAUUCGACCACAUAAUAAUAAUCCUAAUAGAUCUGUUACACCAAUUCAAUCUAAUCAAAAUAUAUUAUUCAACCAAUUUGAUCAACUUACCUCUAUACAUAAGGCUUCAGGAUUUAAAAAACCCAAUAAAAAAUUCCUACAAGAUCGAAUAUGUUAUGAUAAAAGUUAUGGAUUGUUGCAAACCCAAAAGAAAGAGCUUCUAAAAGCUGAUACUGCAUCAAGUCAAGAUCAAGAAAAUAUUAUUCAA